AUGAGAAACCAAAGAAAUUCCGAAAGAAAAUUUAAAAAGGUAAAAUUAAAUGAUCUUUUUGAAGAUGACAAUUUUAAAAAGUUGGAAAGUGAUAAUAAAUCUACAAAUAAGAAGAUUGAUAACACUUUUGUUAUUCAAAACAUUAAAAUAGAAAAAAUAAGACCUGUCAAAAUUUGCAAUGUCAUCAAGACACCUUCAAUUUUACCCUCUAAACAAAUAUUAAUAGACAUACAUUCCAAUGAUCCACUAACUCUACAUAACCUAUUUCUUAUUUUAAAACAGAUAAAAAUUACUGAUGAAAUAUUUUCUAUUGUUAUAAGAAAAUGUAAAGAUGUCAUUUUUAGAGAAAUAAAAAAUACAAUUCCUACUGGUAUAAUUUAUUAUCCAGGUGAUGAUAUUAAUAUUAGAAAUGUGACUAAAUCAAAUAUCAAUAUAUUUACAAAAAUAUUUGAAUUAAUUACAAGUAAAUGUUAUUCAAAAAGUAUGUUUACUAGAGAAAUUUCGGAUCAAGAUAUAUUUUCAUUAUUUCAUUUAUUAAAAUCUGAAGAUGAAAGAGAAAGAAUGAAUAUAUGUAAUAUAUUGAUUAAUAUUUAUGACGCAUAUUCAAUUAAGAUAAAAUAUAUUGUAGAAAAUGAAUUAAUACAAUUUUAUGAGGACAAUAGAACACAUAUAGGAAUUGAAGAAUUACUUGAACUUUUACAAUUAAUUAUAAAAAAUACCAAAGAUGACUCAUUUUUCUACCAAGUAGCUUUAAGAUUUUUAUCCAUUAAAAAUUUAGAAUAUUAUAAAUUAAUAACUGACAUUAUUUACAAAUAUUGUAGUGAAGAUGUAAAAAUAUCAAAUUUUACACUAAAUUAUAUAUUUGUAUUAUAUGAAAAGGUAGAUUAUAUUAAUAAGCCUAUAUUAGUUAAAUUAUACUUUAACAUUUAUAUAAGAUGGGCUAAAAGAAUACCUUUUAGAGGUAUUCUAAAUGAUAUGUGUUUUAUUAUAAAUUUCGGUUUAUCUUCUGAGUAUCAUCCAUUGGUAGAAGAAGUACUAAAAACUUUAGAUUCAAGGAUUAUAAAAAAAAUAUUUUCUGAAUACAUUGAUGAUAUUUUACCAAAGAUUUUUAAUAACAUAUACCUUUUAAGUAAAAAAUACUGGUAUAGUAAAGGUAAAUUAAGAAUAUUUAAAUAUAUUUCAAUAUUAUUAAGCAUGAAUUAUGCCUGUUUUGAAAAAUGCCUUAUUAAUUACAACCUUGAUAAAUUUGUAAAGAAAAGUUCUAAUUUUACUGAAGACACAGUUUUAGACAUUUUAAGAAAAUGUAUAGAACAUACCAAUAUAGAAAAUAAAAAUGAAUGGAAAAAUAUGAGAAGAAGGUCAUCUGAAUUUAAUGGAAAACCUACAUAA
This is a messenger RNA of Vairimorpha ceranae, 1389 nucleotides long. RefSeq names its product ser thr protein phosphatase 2a regulatory subunit beta. The coding region runs from base 1 to 1389 and encodes 462 amino acids. Gene Ontology annotation, cellular component: protein phosphatase type 2A complex. The transcript has a single exon. NCBI's taxonomy places the organism in Eukaryota, Fungi, Microsporidia, Nosematidae. The record is from RefSeq and is a predicted model, not a curated record. Gene Ontology annotation, molecular function: protein phosphatase regulator activity. Gene Ontology annotation, biological process: signal transduction.